AGUUUCACUUCUCCAUUUUUGUUCUUAACCGCAUGCGCGAAUCCAUCAAUUGGCGGCCGAGUACUUACUGUUCCUAAAAAUUAAUAAGAUUUCCCAAUCAUUUAAAUUCCAAUUGAAAACUGCAUUGAAGAUGGCAGAAGGCUCUAGUAGUACCGAUGACAACAAAGAAAUUGUUACAAUGUGCGACUUUUUGCAAGAGGAAGAAGAUUUAGAAGAAAACGCCAACGCUGUUCUAGGGGGUAGUGAUGAUACUUAUUGUUCUUAUGAUAAAGGUUACGUAUCCCGACAAGCUCUUUAUGCAUGUCUCUCUUGUGCAGAAAACAAGGAAUCCGGCGGAAUAUGUUUAGCUUGCUGUUAUGCUUGUCAUGAUGGUCAUGAAGUUGUGGAAUUGUAUACUAAGAGGAAUUUUCGAUGCGAUUGUGGGAACAACAAGUUUCCUGGAAAACUUUGUUCUUUGAGACCGAACAAGGAGAACAUAAAUUCGAAAAACAAAUACAAUCAAAAUUUUAAAGGAGUGUACUGUACCUGUAGCAGACCGUAUCCAGAUUUAGACGAUGAUAUCCCAGAUGAGAUGAUACAAUGCAUCAUAUGUGAAGAUUGGUACCAUGGCCGUCAUCUUGGUGGGGAAGUUCCCGAAGAAUAUUUCGAAAUGGUUUGCUCGAAGUGUAUGGAAUCCCAUUGUUUUCUCUAUGCAUAUUUAAACAAAUUCAAUUGCGUGCAAGUUGAGGAUGAACUGAAGCCUGACUUGAAGGCCUGCGAAAAUAGUCCCAGCACACUCAAAGUUGAAAGUGUAGCUGUCAAAAAGGAAAAUGAAGAAACGAAGACCAAUGAUCAUGUUGCAUCAAAUGGGACUGGUUCAAGUGUGGAAAAUAUUGUAACUAAUGGAAUCAAAGCAGAGCCCCAAGAAAUAUCUUCUAUUAAAAAUGAAAUUUCAUCAUCUUGUAUCUUAAGAGAGCUGAAAAACAAAGAACAAAUUUUCAAUAAAGGACCUGCCUUUUUUCCUGAAAAUUGGCGUAAAGAGUUGUGUUCUUGUAUGUCAUGCAUGAGUAUGUACAGUGAUAAAGAUUGCCAGUACUUGACCAAUCUUGAUGAUACCGUUAAAGCCUAUGAAGAUAGAGGCAAACUCUGUUCUAAUGAAAGUCAGUAUGACAAAGGCUUGAAUGCAUUGAAUAAGUUGGAUAGAGUUGCUCAAAUGGAAGCUAUUAGUGCUUACACCGACAUGAAGGGCCAGUUGAAAGAAUACUUGAAAGAUUUUGCCGAUAAUAAAAGAACUGUAUGCGAGAGUGACAUUAAAGAAUUCUUUGAUCAAAUUCGAAAAAAACAGAAAACAAAUACGGGUGUACCAUAUUUUUGCCGUUGAGUUUGUAAUUUCGGCUAAAUCUUUUACUUUUGUCGUAGUAGGAAUAUGUUUUCUAUUGUACAUUUAUUGAUUUUUUACAUGAGAUCUGCUAAAAUAAAUUAUCCCAUAUCCAAUGACACUAUCUUAAGUUUUUUCUAUUUAAAAGCUAUCUAUUCCUAUUUGAAUAAAGUUUUCUUACUUAAUAAGCCCCUUUAUGU
Messenger RNA from Uloborus diversus, 1557 nucleotides. Its product is annotated as putative E3 ubiquitin-protein ligase UBR7. Gene Ontology annotation, molecular function: ubiquitin protein ligase activity; zinc ion binding. Gene Ontology annotation, cellular component: cytoplasm. The record is from RefSeq and is a predicted model, not a curated record. Lineage: Eukaryota; Metazoa; Arthropoda; Arachnida; Araneae; Uloboridae.